AUGCUCGAUCCCCACGCCAAUCCCACAACUAGCAGGUCGUACGUGACUCCUGACUUGAGAGAGUGAAACAGAUUAAAGGCGCGACAAGAAAAGAUAGAAAGCAAAGAAGGAGAACAAUAUGAAGCUGAUGGUUAUGGCGGGAGCAAUAGUCCUCAUAUUGAUCAUCAUGGCCGGAAGCGGUGAGAGCUCAGUCCUUGAGAAGGUCGGAAGCAGAAAAGGAUGGAUCCCAAACUUCAACUACACUCAAUGGUCUACUCAACACCAUUUCUACGUCGGCGACUGGCUUUUGUUCGUGUUCGAUAAGCGGUACUACAAUGUGCUGGAGGUGAACAAGACGAGCUACGACGGGUGCGAGGAGAAAGGGUUCGCGAGGAACAUAACGAAGGGAGGGAGGGACGUGGUGGAGCUCACCGAGGCGAGGCCCUAUUACUUCAUCAGCGGCGGCGGUUACUGUUGGGGCGGCAUGAAAGUUGCUGUCAACGUCGAAGCACGGCCAGUUUCACUGGCGCCAGCGCCGGCUCCUAGCUCUCACGCUAACGAUGCAGUUGCCUUACCAGCUAAUUAUUACCAUGUUGCAUGCGCUUCAAUAUGCUUCAUGAUCAUUAUCCUAUAUAUUAUUGUUGUGUAG
Linum tenue is the source of this 628-nucleotide messenger RNA. The record is from the annotation of a GenBank genome assembly. Lineage: Eukaryota; Viridiplantae; Streptophyta; Magnoliopsida; Malpighiales; Linaceae.